This is a messenger RNA of Carassius gibelio (silver crucian carp), 1367 nucleotides long. RefSeq names its product gastrula zinc finger protein XlCGF7.1. The transcript has 4 exons. Lineage: Eukaryota; Metazoa; Chordata; Actinopteri; Cypriniformes; Cyprinidae. The record is from RefSeq and is a predicted model, not a curated record. Gene Ontology annotation, cellular component: nucleus. The coding region runs from base 203 to 967 and encodes 254 amino acids.
CUGCGCGCCUGCAUCUAUUGUGAUUCGGCUGAAGAAAGCGCAUUGUUAAGAGAAGAGUGCAUCCACAAUGGAUUCACACCAUUAGCACUGUUAAGUGCAUAUAACAUUUUCCUCACAGACUGCGAGUGACCGCAUGAUAAAGUGUCCAAGCACACAGAAUAAUUGCUGAAGUUGCUGAGAUCCACAUGACACUUCUAUAAAGAUGGCUUUAAUUAAAGUUGAGAGUGAAGACAUGAAGAUUGAAGAGAUAUUCAGUCUCAAUCAUGAAGAUACUGAGGAACAAACACAGAUGGAGUUUAUUAAAGAGGAAAGUGAAGACAUGAAGGUUGGAGUAUUCACUCUGAAACAUGAAGAUACUGAGGAACAAACAGACCUAAUGGCACCGAAAGAGGAGAGGGAAGUAUUGAAUGAAAAUGAAGAGAAAGAUCAGAAUGAUAAUCUUCAUGAUUUCACAAUUGAAGAAAGAUCUUCUUUCUUACAGUCUGAAAUGACUUCCACACGAAAAGGAGCUCAAGAGACAGGAACUAAGGGUAACUUCACUUGCUUUCAGUGUGGAAAGACUUUUAGUCAUAAAGGAAAAUUUAACAGGCAUUUGACAGUUCACUCUGGAAAGAAGCCUUUCAAAUGUAAUGAGUGCGGGAAAAGUUUCAGUGAAAAAGGAAACCUUAAAACGCACAUGAAAAUUCACGACAGAGAGAAACCCUUCAUCUGCAAACAGUGUGGAAGACGUUUUAAAAAAAAAGGAACCCUUGAUUACCACAUUCUAGUUCACACUGGAAAGAAGCCCUUCAUCUGCCCUUUGUGUAGAACAUUUUUCAAGCGUGAACAAAACCUUAAAUCUCACAUGAAAGUUCACACUGAAGAGAAGCUUCACACAUGCCCUCAGUGUGAAAAGAGUUUCAAGCUAAAACGAUACCUUGAAGCCCACGUGAGAAGAAUUCACACUGGAGAGUUGCUUCAGCUGUGAAGGUAACCUUCAGUACCACAUGAAGAUUUACUGCUGAGGGACCUGUUUGAAUGUCAUCAGUGUGGAAUGAGUUUUAAAGACAAGAAAAACCUAGGAAUCAUUCUGUGACAUCGUAGAGAGAAGCAUGUCAUGUGUUAUCACUGUGGAAAGACUUCCAGGAACAAAGCAAAUCUUGAGUUUCACAUAAGAUGGAUGAUGGCAUACCAUCUUCUGUAGAGCUGCUUUACAGCCGAAUCGUGUAACAUUGACAUUGGUACCCAACUCAUUUCAGUCAAAACUAAACUGGUUCUAAUUAAAUAUCUUGAUUGCCGUUUACAGCUGAAUUUAUGUAUUUUCAAACUGAUGAACUUCACGGUUGUUACAUACUGUUUAAUUACACUCUUGUUAUUUUCCUCGAUUA